This is a messenger RNA of Astrephomene gubernaculifera, 12357 nucleotides long. The record is from the annotation of a GenBank genome assembly. Lineage: Eukaryota; Viridiplantae; Chlorophyta; Chlorophyceae; Chlamydomonadales; Astrephomenaceae.
CAGUGAGCCAUUUAACUUACAACUGAAACAUGCUAUGGAAGAUGUGAACCCCUGUUGUUGCCCAUGGUCAAAACAUUCAAGUCCCUGAAGGGGGUUGUUGCUGUGUAAUUGCAUCAAUUCUUUUGUAGGGCUUUAAACGUUAUGCAAUAAUGUGUGCCGGAUAGGUAGUCAUACUGUUGGCGGGAAUUCUGCCGGGACAGAGGGACAUGAGUGACAGACCGGCUGGAACGCAGCUCCCACGCCAUGACAAAUUGGCAACACCAAGACUGUCACUCGUUGCAAGCCCAAGCCCUGCCAAAGCAAGGCGAAGGCCUGCAACUGAGCGACCAUCUCUGUCCACCGCUGAUGUGGGACCGGUGAAGCUUCCAUCCGAGCUCUUCGCCCUUGCGACGAGUAGGAGUAUUCAGGGUGACCUUGCCCUCAGCAAAGCACUCGAUGGCAUCCAGUCAGCGGCCACGCGGCUGGAGACCGAACGUGCCAAGCUGGUCAUCCAGAGCCAGGAGUUGCAAAUUUGGGACAUGGCUCGGGAGGAGGAGCUCAUGCUACUCCGGGCCGAAAAUGAGCAAUUGGAGCACCAGCUAGCCACCGUCAACGAGAAAAUUGGCAAGGGACUGUGUCGCGACGGUGUGCUGGAGAGCCUCCAGUUCGCACUGCGGAAGGCACGCGCUGAGCGGGAUGCUGAAGUCCGUGAGUCAGACCUGCUGUUCAACCAGCUGCAGGAGGCGAAGGCGGCACAGCAGGAGCUUCAAGAGCUUCGCGCCGCUCUGAGCGCAGCCCUGUCCAGCCUGGAUGAUGAGUGGAACACUGCCUCGCUGCUGGCGGAGGCGGCACGGGAGCUGAAGGCCAGGGCUGACGUGGGCACCCAAGACCCCACCAAUCUGGGUCGGGACGACAUCGUCACGCUACUACGCGGGCUGGCGGCCCUGGCGUCGCGGGGCUCGGAGCUUCAGCGGGAAGCGCAGACGCUACGCGGCGAGAAUGCGGCGCUGCAGGACGCUCUUGAUGCAGCUCACCAGCAAGUGGCUGAGCAGGCGGCACAGCUGCUCCUGCAGCAGGGGAAGCUGGAAGACCAGGGGGUCCGUCCGGCCUCAGCCGAGCACCACAGGCCGGAUGGGGCGGCAGCCGUGGCGACGGCGUCGGUGCAGGAAGGGCAGCAGCGUGAGGCGGUGGUCUCGGGGCUUCGGCAGCAGGUUUCGGAGUUGCAAGCCAAGCUGAGCGAGUACAGGUCUUACCUGGCGGACAACCAGGAGGAGAUUGAGGGGCUGCAGAACGAACUGAAGCGCUUGCGUGAAGCGCAGCAACAAGCUGGGCCUGCCAUUGCUGGCCCAUGCAACGCCGGCCACGGCCAACCCGCGAGCCAAGGCCAUAGCCAUGCUGCGCAAGGCGGCCAUAGCCGCCAUGGCCCAACCGGCCGUACAGGCGACGCUGCGGGUGCUGGCAGCAGCUCCGGUGGUGCUGCCAACCAUGCAGCGGAUGGGUGCCCGAGGCCUGGGCACCCGCAGCAACAACCGCACCAGCAACAGAAGAAGAAGACAAGUAGCAGUCUACACCAGUCAUUGCAGCAGCCCAUGCAUCCACCGCAAAGCGUGUUGGGGACACCGACUCGGCACCUGCCAACCUCACCCAUCAGCACUGUCAACUACGGUGGCUCGCCACGACCCACGGGUUCACCAGCGAACCGCGGGUCGCCCUUUCACCAACAAACAGCCGCCGACAUCGCACAAAAGGUUUCGGAGCUCCAGGAGCUGGCAGUGCGCGCACAGCAGCAGGCUGCCGAGCGCGAGGCAGAUCUGGCCCUGCAGCACGAGCAACAGCUCGAGGGGCUACGGCAGGUGGCCGCAGCGGCGCAGCAGAGGGCGGACGAGCUCGCGGCGCUAGCCGCACAGCACGCUCAGCACUGCACCCAGGCGCGGGCUCAGGCGCAGGCGCGCGAGCUGGAGCUAUCCCAGCAGCACGCGCGCGCCAUGGCCGAGCUGGAGGAGCAUGCCUCGAAGCUGGCAGCCCAGCAUGCGCAGGCGCUUGUUACCCUGCAUGGGCAGAUUGCGCAGCUGUCGUCGCAGCAUGCGCAAGCGCUUGCAGAGCGCGAGGCGCAGGCGGCGCAGCAGCUGGCCCAGCGGCUGCAACAGCGCGAGACGGAGCUGCAGCAGCUUCAUGAGGAGGCGCUGGCUCGGCAGACAGCCCAAGCGGCGGUACGGCAGGCUCAGGCGCUGUCCGAGCAGGCCGCCAGGAUGGCGCAGCAGCAUGCACAGGAGCUCCGGGAGCUGGAGGCGCGGUUAUUGCAGGAGCAGGCAGAGCGGCAACAUGAAAUGGAGGCCCGGCUUGCACGGCAGUUUGCAGAGCAGCAGGUGCAGCGGGAUGCGGAGAUGCGGCGCAAGAACGCGGAGCGGUUGGCCGAGCAGGCCGCGCAGCUCGCGAAGCUGCAUGCGGAGCAGGCGGCGGCUGCGGGAGCUCAGCAUGCGAACGCACUGGCGGACCGGGAAGCUCAGCUGCACCGACAGUUUGAGGAAACUCUGCUGGAACGCGAGGGGCAGAUGGCUAACGCGCAUGCAGAACAGAUGAGUGAGCUGGAGGCCCGUACGGCGGCGCGGGCGGCUGAGGCGGCUGCGGAGCGUGAGGCGCAGCUGCAACUGCACUUUGCGGAGCAGCUGGCGGAAGCUCUGAGGCUGCAGCAGGGGCAGUUGACGGCGCAGGCGGAGGCGCGUCUGGAGGAGCAGUUGGCGGCGCAGGCGACUCAGGCCCAGAUGUCGUAUAUGGAAGAGAUUGGGAGACUGGCGGCGGAGCAUGAGGCGGAGAUGCAGCGGCGUGAGGGCGAGUUGGUUAGGCAGUUGGAAGAGCGGCGACGGACAGUGGAGGAGCUUGAGAUGUUGCUUGUGGAGGCACGCGAGGCUGCUGCUGCUUUUGCGCAUGCGCCAGAGACCGCUAGCGCGGGAAGCACUGAAGACGGCGAUGCUGAUGCUUCGACAGACGUGGGCAUAGCAACUUCUUCGAGUGAUGGCAGUACGGCAGCUGCUGUGGCCCUCGAGCAGGAGCUUUCGGAGCUGCGGCGGCAGUUGGCGCACGUAAGGGAGCAGCUGGAACAGCGGGAGGAGUUGUUGGCGCAGCGGGAGAAGCAGCUGACGCAGCGGGAGGAGGAACUGGAGCAGCUGGCUCAGCGGCACGCGCGGGACGUGGAUGUUGCUCUGGAGGAGGGCGAGCGGAGGCAGCAGGCGGCGGUCGAGGCGCUCGAGCGGCAGUAUGUGGAGGUCGUGGCGCGACUGGGACGGGAGCAUGAGCAGGCAAGCAUGGAGGCCCGUGCCGCCAGCGAGCUGCGGGAAAGCAACCUCCGACAGGCGCUGGAGCGGCAGUCGAGGGAGGCGCAGGAGGCGCGGCAGCAGCAGGAGGAACGCAUCCGAGAGCUGCAGGACCAGCUAGCAGAGAUGCGGACACUGCUGGAGAAGGAGAGGGAGGCGCAUGCGGCCGUCAAGGAAGCGCUGCGGGAGCGUGUGCAUCAGCUGCAGGGAGAACUGGACGCAGUGCGAAACGGUGAAGCGCAGCUGCAGCCCCGCAUGGCCGCAACCCCUGAGACCGCCCGCUCCUCGGGCAGCUACGGACAGUCUCCUAUCAAGUCCUCGCCUGGCCUUCCAUGGCGCGGGCUUCAGCACGCAACGCCCCCAGAAAACCAACCGCACGAGCAGCAACCGCAGGUGGCGGCUGAGGCUCCCCCGCUGCCAUCUGGUGGCUCUCCGACAGCAAGGCCGCCCCAGCACCAGGCAGCAUCCUCACAAGGCCACGCGAGCCCCAAGCAGCGCCUUCUGAGCAGCCCGCCCUCAGCUGCGUCCGCGCGUGAGGCGCCCAUGCAUGCGGCCUCUGUGACGCCCAUGCAGCCGCCCGCUGCCCAUGAGGGAGCGCCCCAUGGUUCUAGUUUCGCAGCGUCACAAGCCACAGAAGAUAGCGGCGCUGACGCGGAGCAGUGGCCCGACGGUGCGCCGCUGCUCUGGCCGCCGCAGCGAUCCGUGUCGCCGCUGAAAACACCGCGGUCCGGCCGUCAGGCUGGGCCAGCUACCCCUGCGACCGCCGGUGCCUCUGCGACACCAGCCGUGGGUGAUGCCGGGUCAGCAACAGCACGGUCUACGAGCCCCAAGACGGCCAGCCCCUCCUCGAUUAGCCGGCUGGCGCUUGCAUCCGCUAUGCCGCUAUACACGCGAAGCGAGGAGUGGGAUCGCAGCUCCCAGCAGGACUUUGCCUCCCGGCUGACCCGUGCCGCCAUGCGGGUGGACUCGGACGGCAAGAGCGACGGGCCGGCUGGGAGGGCCGUUGGGGCGGAUCGCGCGGGGAUGUGGGCCAGUAGCGAGAGCCUGGCUCCAAGGCAGGCCCUGCUGCAGCUGGCUCGUCUCAGCAUGGAGUCUGAGGGCGGGAUCAUGUUGGAUGUGAAUAGCAGAGGGGCCUCCACCGCAGCCACUCCAUCUAGCGUGGCGACGCCCUCGGCUGCUAGAGUGGCCGAGAGCGUCGAAGUGGCGAAGAGGGAGCCCGAUAACGCUGUGGAGCAUAGCCCGCGAGACCUGCAAGGGGCAUGGUUGGGUAGCGCAAGCCCGGGUGCGCCUCAAGAGGGGGUUUCGGAAGAGUCGGAAGGGCGACAUCAGGAUACCGCCAGCGAGCAGGUAGAGGAGGCGCAGAACGACGGUCCCGAUGAGGUGUUAGGUGAGGGUGCGGAAGGAGAAGCGGAUGCGGAGGAGUGGGAGGCCGCCUCCGCUGCUCCGGAAACCUCAGAGCAGGCGCCACAACCAAGCGGCGACGGCGGGAGAAGCAGCAGUGGCGGCGCCUGCUCCGUCAGCACUACGUCAUCGUACAACUCCGAAACCGAGUGCUACGUAGAUGAUGAUGACGAGGAGGAUGCGCAGCAACGUGGCCGGGCGCUGGCGGCGGCGCUGGCUCAGGUCAGAGCACAGGCGGCGCCAGCGGCGGCGCCGUCGCCGACCGCGCCCUCCCCCCCACAGGAGCUCCAUCGCCGCAGCAUGAACCAGCACCCACUGCAACUGCAACAGCAGCAGCAACAAGAGCCCAGCAGAGCUGCGUCGCCGGCGGGCUUGCCUGCUCCCUGCUUGCCUAGUUCCUCCAGCGUUGUGCCCGCGCCGGGGGCAGGCGUGGCUGCCGUGUCGGCAGCUUGCGCGGGUAUUGACUUGGAGGCGACCCUGUCUGGCCCCUUUCCGUUCAUCCUGCCUGCCCCGGUGUGUGGGCCGCAGCCGGUGGGUGCUGCAAACCACAACCAGGAUGCCAAAAGUUUGCGUCCCCCAGCCUCCGCGUCCGUGAAUGACGGUCAAGAGCACGAAUCGGACGCCCAAUCGGACGCGUUCAUGUUUGCUGUCCUUCCGCAGCACGCGACAGGAGGUCUGGAGACCUCAGCGGGUGCGCCAAAGCUACCCGGCGGCAUCAGCUGGGCAUCACCUGGCCGCAAGGGUGAUGGCGGUGGCUUACAUGGCGUUGGCGGUGGUGCUGCUGAUGCAGUUGGCGCAGUCCACGCGCAGCCUGCUUGCGAGACAGCGGCUGCAGACCUCAGCGCCAGCUUUGACUUCUCAACUGAGGCCCACCCCUCGGCGCCAGUCGUUACCGCGACCUCGGCCGGGGGGCACAGCCAUAGCAGCCCGGGCGCCGGCGAAGACGAAGGCGGCGCCAGUAACGGCAGCAGCAACUGCAGCUCUAUGGGGGGUGAGGUCGGGACACCGUUUGGGGGAUAUCCCGAGCAUGAGCCUUCGGUAAACCGUGGUGCUGGCAGUUGCGGUAGUUGGGGCAGCGGGUUGGCAGGCCCGGGACACGGCGAACACGAGUCUCCCGAAUACUCGGCGGUUGCAGCUUUAAGUGGUGUGGAUCGCCGGUCGUCUGUGGGUACGACAAACCUCAAGCCGCUGAUGCUGACUAACCCGCUAUACGAAGGAGAUGCGGAUGAUGAGUCAUCGCCUCCCUGGAGUACGGCAGAUUGGGAUAAUGAUGCUGCGGAGAACGGAAAUGGUCGGCCAAGGGAAGACGGCGUUUCAGUAACGUCCACUCCGCACGGCUGCGGGCCCCAGAGUCCCAGCAACCGCAACCCCAGCAGCGGAUGCAGCAGCCCUGCUGAGAACCCCUCCAGCGCAGCAAGCUCUGGCACCGUACUCACCGGUGACGAGCUCGAGGCCGACACGCCUGACCCAUGGGUCACAGACGCAGUGCCUCUCUCCAUGCUGGGCAGCAGCAGCGUGCACAGCAGCCUAUGCAGUCGAGGAGAUUCGCCUGGACGUUACCAGUUACCAGCUCUCCUCACAUCGCCAACGAGGACUACCGCGCACCAAACGCCAGGCAGCACUGGACCGCACUCUGGGUUUUCUGGCGCGGAUUGCUCAGAAGUGGAACAUAGAUGGCGACACGAGGCUGGCGGUGGCAGUGACCCACGGGUCGAUCACGACCGUAGUCGUCUGCCGCUCGACCGCAGGGCCGCUGAGAGCGGUGAGGCUGCGGCUGUUGGCGACCAGAACACACCCUGGAGAACGGAGGCAGGGGCGGAUGCGGAUGAGGUUGAGAUGCUGGCCGCGGGGAUAAGCCUGGGUAGCAGCGAGGUGCGGCGGCGGCAGCGGCGCCGCAUGGGGGACGCGCAGCCGCUGGCAUGCCAUCCAGUGGACCUGCUGCGGCAGAGCUGGUCUUUCUCACAUGGUGUGGCGACGCCGUUGUCGCCACGCUCCGCCAUGAACCACGGCCGGGUGCAAGGGCACGUGGUGGGCCACACGGAGCCCACAUCUCCCACGCCGCCCUCUGCAGGAUCCUGCAGCCGCAUGGGGGCCAGCAGCCCGGGCUCUGACACGCCGUCGCUGCAGCUGCAGCCGGCUCCGCACUCCCUCUUGCAGCUCGCGCAGGAAUCCCCCAGGCUCCUGUCACCAAAGCGGGUGACCAGCACACCCAAGCCGCCGGUCGACGCUACCCCAGCGCGCAUCUCCACAACGCCAGCCGGCCACACACCAGCAGCCCCAGGGCUGCUGCUAGCUGUCACCCAUGGCGCUUCUUCGUCCUCUCCUGGCUCCGGAACCGCCUCUGCAGCUGCCCAGGAUGGGGUGUCGCAGUCGCCCGUCAGCAGUCAGGAUGUACGGCAGCAAGGCCGAGCAGUGCUGGGCCGCGUGCUGGGUCGCGUGGCCCACCUGGAAGGCCACUGCAGGGCGCUGGCCGCUCAUCACGUGCCUGGAAGUGCCGCCGGCACACCGUGGCAUUCAUCCGCCGGGGCGGGACCGGGGCCUCUUCCUGAGGGUGAAGGCGGCGGCGGCGGCGGCGAGGGAUUUGCAACGAUGACCUCGGGCGCGUUCGAGGCGUUAGUCAGCGGGUUGCAGUUGGCAGAGGUUCAGCCGAAUUCCGGGCCUGGGGACUCGGCACACGCUGGGCAGUCGCCUUCACCGCCGCCUGCAUUAACAGCAGCUGUGGGUACCAGGGAUGGCGGCAGCACGCCUCCCUUGGAAGGCAAUGAGGCGUCAUCCACGGACGGCGGCAAUCAGCAGCCGCAGGAAGGCACUCAGCGGCCCGUGCUGGCAGCCAGCGUGUUGGGCGCUUUGGAGGAGCUCCGCGGGGAUUUGUUCGAGCUGGAGAAGCUGCACAGGCUGUCUUUGAAGAGCGCAGUGUCGACCCAUGGGUCGGUUGGACGUCCAGGGCUGGGCCCCCUGGCCCGCAGCCGAACCCCUGGAAGCGCCCCUGCGGCACAGGAAAAGGGGAGCCGCUCGCCGGACGGCGUUGCGGGACCUGGAGUGGCUGGUAGUGGCGAAGGCGGCAAGGCGCCAGGAGCCAUGCUGGCUGGCUCAAGGACAGCAGGGGAGAGCUUGGGCGGCACCGGAGGUGGCGAUGGCGGCAGGGCAUGGCAGCUGCACCCGCUCUCUCCGCAACAACAACCGGCCGCUAUGCCAGGAGCUGCGGGGCUCUCCACUUCGGCCGCCUUCCUUGAUGCCUCGCUGCUGUCAGUCAAAGUGGGUGCACCAGCGCGAGGGUCUAGCGUGACCGCAACCGUAGCUGGAGCCUUGGAACCCUGCUCUCCUGCUCUCCCAACGCCGCCGCCACACGUGCUUCAGGGGGCACCAGCAGCGGCAGCCCUUGCGGCUGCCGGCCCUGGCCUUCAGCCCGUCGGCAGCUCCUCUGCUCCCUCCACAACCGCUGCAGCUGCGGCUGCUGCUCCAUCCUCUCCUCCCUUGUCGCCGUCCUUCUCCUCCCCGCUGCCCGCCUCCUCCCUGGACCCGGCGCUAGUGAGCUUGCUGCAGGCGUCCAUCCAGACGCAGCUGCAGGGGCAGCUGGGGCAGCUGCAGGCCAAGGUAGAGGAGCUGCAGAGGCAGAACCAGGCGCUCAUGGCGGCAACCGGCUCCACGACACCGCCCUCCUCUGCUGCGCCGCGAGCUGAUGAUGGUGGCUCGGCCGCCUCCACGCCGGCGCAUGUUGCAACGGCGCUUGCGUUCGCGGCGUCGCCGACUGCCGUUGGGGCUGGAGUUGGGUAUGGGAACGGUGGCAGCAGGGGAGGAGAGGGCUCGGGUGUGCGGUGGUCGGCAGGGAUUGGGAGCGUAAUGUGGCCAGCGGCGCACGGUUUGGGUGUGGGCUUAGGGAGCGGUGAGAGUGGAAGCAGAGGCUUGGCGGAUAUGGGGAGGCUGUUGGGCGCGCCUCAAUCGCCAUGGGCGCGGUCGAGCCAGGCCGCGAACACAACGGCGCACAUGUCCAUGGAAGCGCCGGCUGGGCCAUUUAGCCCUGAGGAGCUAUCCCAGCUGCCACCGUCUUUGCAGCUUUUUGCACCGCCCCAGCUGCGUGCUGCAGCUGUCGCGGCAGCGCACGAUAGCGCGAGAACAUGAGGGUUGUACAUCGUGUACUACUACCGGUACGCUUUCGCCAUGUAAAUUACUUGUGGCCCGUUCAACUGUUGAGGAAGUUCGCUUCACAUCCAAGAGUGAAUUGCAUCGACACUCUUUUAAUUAGGAGGCUACAACAGCUGUCAGUGUUCUCGGGGUUUCGGUCCAACACAAACAUUUAGGAGCGCAAGAUAGGACAGCAAAUAGCCAUCAUGACGCAAUAGAUAUAAUGAAAAAACUGUUGCGUGCUGUCACCACAUCCACCGCUUCAUCGUCCGGAGAUGAGGAGCGGGCGUCUUCUAGGAUUCUGAAGCAGGUCUUGGGCAGCUUAAGGUCUUCUACCCCUACGAAGCAGAGAAGCUCACUGCUUGCUGUUGAAGGGAACGAUGCUGGCCGUAGGGAGUGCAGUUCCCAUCGUUCAUCGGCUCAAUGUCAGCACGCCCACGCAAGCCAGGAGCUGAACAGGGAUAGCCCUUCUGCAGUGUCGCCGUUAACUCCUCAAUCUACCGUUGCGAGCAUAAUAGAUGCGCCGUCGCCGCGCGAACAAGGCACCCUUGACUGUUCACCCAAACAGUUAGCGGAGGGCGAACCACAACAGCUGGAUGACAUGCAACAGGCUUACGAGUCAUGGGAUAGAUACUUGUCCCCCGCGGGACACUCGUUGGCGUUCAUGACAGCAGCGCCGGUGGAAAUUGUAGACUUUUCUACGGACCUCCUGUUUCAUCCCAACGUACAUUUGGACGACGAUGGUGCGCAGGAGCAAGAGGGUGACCCUGGCGACCCUCUUCAGUGCCCCGCUAUGUCCAGCCAUGCUCCGUAUAGCGAAACAGGCGACCAGCGCUUCACCUCAGACGCUGAGCCGCUCAGUACACAGGAUAUUGGGGACAACACGACCGCCCUAGAAGCUGCGCAAGGGCGGGACUCUUGCGGCGCGUUGUCGUCCACGACCUCGAGUUUGGUCAGCCCUGCACAUGCCGCAAUCCUUGCCAAUGGUCUUGCCCGCCAGCCGGGCGUAAACCUCAACAUAGACUACGGUGCGGAGAUAUACCUAACCGAUUCGGCACCAAUCGGCCAGGGACAGUUUGGUUCUGUAUACCGCGGGGUGUACGCUGGACAGUCAGUUGCCAUCAAGCUCCUACCUAAGAUGUUUCUGGGUGAUGCCAGCCCAGCCGACCUGGAGACGUUCAUCCAGGAGGCUGCUGUGCUGAGCGGGGUGGACCACCCAAACGUGGUCAAGUUCUACGGCGGUUCGCUCAGCCCGCCCUACGUCUUCAUCGUGGAGGAGCUGAUGGAGCGCUCCCUGGCCGAUGUGCUGUACAAGGCCCCGCGGGAGCCCUUCCCGCUGCGGCGGGUGCUCAGCACGGGGCUGGAUGUGGCGCGGGGGCUGCACUACCUGCACCGCUGCAACCCCGCCAUAGUGCACCGGGACCUCAAGCCGGAGAACAUCCUGCUUGACGCCAGUGGUACGGCAAAGAUCUCGGAUUUCGGGUUGGCUCGCUGCAAGUACCAGUCCUACGUGAAGACGAACCGGCGCGAGGCGGGCAGCCUUGCCUACAUGGCACCAGAGUGCUUCGACGCGCGCAUGGGGAAACUGACCGACCGGCUUGACGUUUUCUCGUUCGGAGUGCUGCUGUGGGUGAUGCUCACUCGGGAAUUCCCCUGGCAGGGCAUGCGCACCCACGAGUUCCUGCAGCGCAUGGUGAUCGGCGGCGGGCGGCUGCCGGUACCGCAGGACGACAACGUGUGUCCGCUGGCGCUGCGGCGGCUGCUGUCGGCGUGCUGGGCGGACAUGCCGGCGGAGCGCCCCUCCUGCGAGCAGAUCAUUAGCGAGCUGGAGCGCAUCCUCAAAUACAUGCCCGCGGGGAGCUAGGGUGGCGGGAAGGGUGCGGGCAGCGGGCGUGGCGGGGGGCUGCGCGGAUGGCAAGGCGGGGCAGGGGCCAGCUACCGGUAUGUGUCGUCUCAACAUUUGCUCGCUAGGAGACAAGUUACUGCUGGUGCUGCUGCCACCCGUGAAGCAUGAAGCAUGACUUGUUGGGGUCAGUUGGGCUUUGGUGUUUUGGGUUGUAUGGAGGGGCAGCAGAGGGAGGAGGGGGGCACAUGCGGACAGCAACGGCUUGUGAAGAAGGAAGGCAGGAUGGCUGGUGAGGGCUGGGGACUGGCGGGGAAGAAGGGUGCGCUGGGGAACAGCAUUUGCGGAGACUGGGGAGCCUAAUGGCUAGCUUGGGAUAUCCAGAGCGGGAAACAACAGUUCGAGUUUUGGGAAUUGGCGUCCUUUCGGCUUUGCGCUGCGAAACGCGCAUGGGCCGUGAGGGUAGAUAGCUGGUCGUUGGUGGUUGGUUGGCAGUUAGAAGUGGUGCAGUGACGGUGAUUCUGGUAACGGUACUGGCGAUCUUCGAUGAAUGCGAGCAUGCAGGGAACUUGGGAGUCCAGGGAUCGAGUGGUUGUAUCCUGUAGAUUAACAUAUGUCGCAUGAUGUUCUAUACCGCUUGAGCAAGAGAGCGAACGAGAUCGAUCCAAUGCCCAACGGUCCUCACUACUACGUGAAUCAUAUGUGAACGUGUGCAUGUCUCUUUUUCUAUGAUUUGGUUGAGAAAACGGAAGUUGAUUGGGCUUGAGAUGUGUGCUUCUGGAUUGUUACUCCUUGCAGUCCGUUCAUCAUUACUGGUGGUCGGCGACUUCGCGCUUUCCGGGCUGCAUAGGCUUGCUUGGUCGCACUGCUUGCACGUUGCUCGCUGCACACCCACUUGGCAAACGUGGUAUCAGGCGAACGUUACCACGUUACCAACGAGAAUGUGGAACGGAAAUUUCGUCACAACCGAAGCUCCUUAGUUAUCGUGACACCUGGGUAGUCGUGUGUCCCUGUGACUGGCCACAUCGUGAGCACCCCGGCAGAGUGCGAGUACGACGCCUGAGGAAGCAAUCGCUGCGUGUUGGAAAGCAGGGGCGCGUGUGUGUUUCUCAACUGUGUAGUUGGUAGCUCGAUGGCACUUGAGUUCGAGGACUUCAGUGGGGAGGACCCGUUCUUACACUAUGAUCACAGGAAUGCGGGAUUGGUUGGCCACGACCCUUAUCACAGCUGCACACGGCGGCUCAAAGGGAGAGCACUCUUGCUGUCUUGCGUGGUGGUAUGGAUUGGCUUGCUGGAGUAGGUUAGGAGGAUGAAUUGGGCCGGGAGCUGGCAUCCUUUGUUAGUUGCUAUGUCGUGUGGUUGGGAUUUAAGGAGAGCGUCCUUAUGUGUAAUAAUAAUAUAACGUGUGGGUUUUUUAUGAAAAGAUGGAUGAACUGGCUAGCUGCGUAGGAGCUGAUGGAAUAGGAGAGGAGCGUCAAGGAAUGCUUCGUGACUGGGCUGAAGGGGCUAAUGAGAUGUGUUGCCGAGUGCCGCGCCUUGCGUUGGAAGCCCCAGCGAGGGAAGUCGGGUGUGCUGCCAAUGGGGGCCAUGAGGCUGUUGCUGUGCGCGGCAAUGGCGCUGAUGAACGGCUUGCAGCAAGCGUAUGGCUGUUGGAAUUGAGGAGGGGGCAAGGAGUGAGCGAGCAGAUGAAUGCUUUCGCUG